Molecule: messenger RNA, 736 nt
Organism: Fomitiporia mediterranea MF3/22
Lineage: Eukaryota; Fungi; Basidiomycota; Agaricomycetes; Hymenochaetales; Hymenochaetaceae
Exons: 5
Coding region: 21-698 (225 amino acids)
Cellular component (GO): membrane
Source: RefSeq, a predicted model, not a curated record
GGUGUUACUUCCGCCUUGACAUGGCAGAGAAAGACGACUUCCCAAUAUUCAUCAGUCCUGGCGAAGAGGAUGCCGCAGAGUGGGUCAAAAAGGUCGACAAGCAUUUCGAAGAAGAAGCAAUCCCGGACGAGGAGCACCUUCAGUUUGCACUUGAUAACCUUUCUGAAAAAGUAAAUGCUUGUAUCAUGAGGUCGGAAUUGACCCGGAUUCUCGAAAGCAUAAGCAAGACCUGGGUAUGGACUUGGCCAAAGUUGCGUGUCGCAUUAACGGAAAUCGACACACAAGUCAAACAGACAGGACUCUCCAAAGCAAACAUAGCUGCAAAAGUUGUGACCGUCGCUGUAGUCACUGGAGUUUCGUGUGUUGCCGGCCCAGCAAUACUAACGGCAGGUCUUGGCGCAAUUGGCUUUUCGGCCGCUGGCCCUGUUGCAGGAUCGAUUGCUGCUGGAAUACAAUCUUCGGUAUAUGGUGGUGCUGUCGGAGCAGGAUCAUUAUUUGCGUUCUGUCAAUCACUGACAAUGGGAGGUGGAGCAGCAAUGGCACUUGCUACAGGGAUCUCUGGCGCGAGCGGUGCUGCAGCCGGGAUAAUAAGUGAGAUUGCCAAACGACCAUCUUCAAAGUCAUGGGACGAUGCCAAGGACUUUAAGCCUUCUGUGACAGUCAUAAAGGCACUGUUGCGCUUCGAUGACCAGAAGUAAAGAGAAUGGCACCUACUUUGUGCUUGUACUCAGUCCGG